Fusarium musae is the source of this 963-nucleotide messenger RNA. RefSeq lists its product as uncharacterized. The record is from RefSeq and is a predicted model, not a curated record. Bases 1 to 963 code for a protein of 320 amino acids. Gene Ontology annotation, molecular function: protein-arginine deiminase activity; agmatine deiminase activity. Gene Ontology annotation, biological process: putrescine biosynthetic process. The transcript has a single exon. Lineage: Eukaryota; Fungi; Ascomycota; Sordariomycetes; Hypocreales; Nectriaceae.
AUGUUUACCCGCCCGGAACACGUUCGUGAAGCAUCUGAAACGGUGUCUGAUAACGUCACUGUGCAACCACUGGCUGUGAGCGAGCUUUGGAUCCGCGAUACAGGACCGGUCUUUGUUCAUGGAACGCAAAACGGCUGUUCUAAUGGACUGAAGCUUAAUUUCAAUUACUGGGGAGCCAAGAUACCAUCCACUGGUGAUGAAGCGGUUGCUGCGAAUAUCCAGAUCCCAGAAGCUUCAGUCAUAGACCAGAAGGAUGAAAAAGAUGAAUGUGCGUCUCAAGGAAAUGCCAUACCUAUUGUUGACGCCGGUUUCACUGGUGAAGGAGGCGCGAUUGAGGUCGAUGGAGAUGGAACCCUUCUGGCGACUGAGAGCUCCAUCGUCAAUGAGAACCGUAAUCCGGGCAGAUCGAAGGAAGAGCUGGAAGGAUUAUUCGAGAAAUACUUCGGCAUCCACAAAGUGAUCUGGCUUACUGGCGUCAAAGGCUAUGAUAUCACUGACUUUCACAUCGAUGCAUUCGCGAGAUUCAUCAAACCGGGCCAGGUUCUUCUGAGCAGACCUUCUGAACGUGCUGAUCCGCGGGUGAUCCAAGCCUACAGAGAAGCCAAGAAAACUUUGGGGAACACAACAGAUCAUGGAGGAAGACGAUUGGAAGUCUUUGAAGUUGAAGAGCCUCAUCCCAGUGACCUUCCCGGCGAGAACUGGGAUCAUUUUGAUGUUACUGUUGCUUCAUACGCCAACUACUACCUCCCCAACGGAGGACUGAUCAUGCCGCGUUUUGGAGUUGGAAAACUUGAUGAUGAUGCCUACGCCUUUUUCCGCCAACACUUCCCAGAUCGAGAGAUUGUUCAAGUUAAUUUGAACAUUCUUCCUAAGCUCGGCGGAGGAAUUCAUUGUGCUACCCAGCAAGUACCGGCGGAGGAUUGGAUGCAGAGAGGAAUACGAAGAAGGGAAUUGAAGUUCUAA